CCUUCUCGUCGCGUCCCAAGUGGCAGGGACGGCAGCAGAACCAUGCAUCUCACAAAUAGUUCUCGCCCACAACCUUCUCAAGAUGUUCCAGUGGUUAUUGUACGCCUUGGACUGAAACGAAAAUUUCUGUCCAGAAUGGAGUCAUACGACGAUAUGCGUCGGGUCGUUCGUCAAAAGUUCAAUAUUGAUGAUAAUGCCGACCUCACUUUCGAAGUUAGCGACUUCAAUGUCUGCAAUAAUGAGCGGGUGGAGGUUGAUGAGACCGCCUACCCUGCAAUGGCGCCGUAUAUGGACGAACUACACCUCAACGUAAUCUAUACUGAACCAGAGAGCUCUUCGGGGACAAAAGGUAAAGGAAAAGCGAGAGAACUCUAUCCCACACCUACUCCCAACGUUUCUGAUGAGGACUCCGUUGUACGAGAUCAAGAAGAAAGUCAGCAUGCGCAUGAAAUUUCACAGCCGCCCAGCCGUGUUUCAUCAUGCGAACGGAAUCUUUCACCCCCAAAGACUCAGGUUAAACACACACCUGCUUCAACUACCUAUCCGGAGGACGAUGAAGAAGAUGGGGACGAACAACCGGAUGGACCUCCCUCUCUCCCCUCACCAAACAGAACCACCAGUAUCAAGGGAAAGACACCGUCCGUCGCUCCCAUCACUUCUCCUCCCCUUCCCAUCACUUGUUCUAAAAGCAAGUCUAAGUCUAUUGAACCACCAGUCGCAAACGGCAACCACAAGGUAGACGAGCUGUUCAAUGACUCGGUUAUCGUCGAUGAUGACAUUGUGGUCACCGGACCGCACGCAGAACCUGAACCUCAAGGCUUUGUUUUCGAACCGCAACAUUUUGAUAAAAAGGAAAACUACAAAGAGAGGAAGGAAGAGAAGUGGAAGCAGCAAAUCCAGCGCCACGAAGUCAUUAACGUUGAUUUGGACGAGCGACCGCAAUACGAGGAGGCUGGACCAUCGUCUCGCUUGCCCAUCAUCACUCCCGAACCUCCGGCACAAACCAUCAAGGGUGAGGAAGAGCCCAAACCCAUUUCCAAAUUUAAAAGUGCAGGCACUUCGAGACUGACGAAGCCUGACGAUGAUGAAAUCCAAAAGGGCAGCAUCACCUUGAAACCUCGAUAUAAGAAAUCAGCUAUUAUCUCUCGGCAAAAUCCAGUCAAAGCCUAUGACGAGACCCCACCUGCAGCAACUCAGGGACCUGUUUUACACGAGCCACUCGAAGGCCAGGAAAACGACGAUGAAAACGACCUGAUUCAGCCGGAUGGUCGGUUCAAGAUAUACAUCUGCGGCCCCCACCCAGACCAUAGGGCGGAAUUUAUGACGAAGGCGAGGCAUGUACUAAGGAAAGUCCUGCUAGGAGCUUGCAGGACUUUCAAAUUGGACCCGAAAAGAUCGUGCUUGGAACAACUUGUUGUCGUACCCGAGGAUGAUGGUAAUCGGGAGCUUUAUUUUCAAUGCGAUAUCUCAGAUACGGUUGGGAAGGCUGGGCUUAGGCCGGGCUCGAAGCUGAGGGUCAUGGUAAAUGACGACACGGACGAACCGGAUGAGGACAAUGAUUGA
Messenger RNA from Marasmius oreades (fairy-ring Marasmius), 1563 nucleotides. RefSeq lists its product as uncharacterized. The transcript is spliced from 7 exons. NCBI's taxonomy places the organism in Eukaryota, Fungi, Basidiomycota, Agaricomycetes, Agaricales, Marasmiaceae. The record is from RefSeq and is a predicted model, not a curated record. Bases 43 to 1563 code for a protein of 506 amino acids.